CGCGCAGUGGUCCUCGGAGUCCUCCCAGCCCGCUAGCUAGAUGCGCUCGGCGUUGGUUCCGGUACCACUUGGUGGGCCACGCGAGAAAUCCGUCUCUUUUGAGCCGUCGGCUGUCUCAGCAAGCAGGCAGCAGGCACAAAAGAGCGGUUGCGGCUCUCUGCGGCCGCCCCGGUGCUGCUCUUCUCCGAAUCGGAGGCUACCGCGCUGCUGCUUGCUGCUGCUUGCUGCUGCAGGGGCGUCUCGCGAGGCGCCCUUCCGAAGCGGAUGUGCGAUGGAUUCUGCGCCGGCGUCCGGGAUGGCCAGAGUGUGCAGCUCCUGCAUUGUGUGCUGGACGGGGAGAUGCGAUGAAGCGGAAUCGGAAUUUUGCCGAACGGAGCUCGUGUGCAGCCUCGGCGUGGUGCUCUUCCACGCCCUGGAGCACGGACUCCGGACAGACGAGGAGCAUCUGCUCAGUCGACCGUUCGAGAUGCUCGUGGACCGGAUGACUUCGGCGGACCCGGACGGCAGCUCGGAUGGCGCCCUCAGCUCGGACGAGGAAGACGACGAAGACUCCACCGAGGAGGACUGCCAUGACGAGGGCAUCGAGAAGGACUCCGGGGAAGACGAUCCGGGUGGCGGGGACGGCGUCGCCGGGAGGUCCUCGCAUCGGUCCGGCCUCACGCUUGCCAAAGUAAUCGAGAUGUGUGCUUCCCACCUCCAAAACCCAGCACAAGCCGACUCCCACUACAAGGCUGUCUGUAGAGCGCUAGUUGCUGAAGCGUUGGAACUUUCAACCUUUCUACAAGAAAUUUCUAGGGGAACCAAAGAAUUAAUACCAAGUUGCCGCCAUGAUGACGCCGAUACCUCAAAUCUGGACAACCUACAAUUCCAGGACUGGGCCAUGCUCUGGAUGCAGGUCAUCCGUGAGCUGCGGCGAGGAGUCAAGUUGAAAAAAGUGGAUGUAGAAGCACACCUACACCCUGUGGAGUACGAGCUUACGCCUUAUGAAAUGUUGCUGGACGACAUUCGCUCUAGGAGGUACAAAUUGAACAAAGUCAUGGUGAAUGGUGAUCUUCCACCAAGAGUGAAGAAAGAUGCCCAUGCGUUGAUAUUAGAGUUUAUUCGGUCAAGACCUCCACUUUUUCCCGCCUCCAGAAGAAAACUCAAGCCUGCACCGCGUCAAGAAACAUCCGUGCAUGACCGGCUAAUGGAGGACAUUCGGCAACCCCAAAGAUUGAGGCCAGUUCGAAAAAGGAGCAGCUCUGUGGAGACCUCAAGGACAAAGCUGCAAGAUUCGGACUCUACGCCGCAGCCUCGGAGGCGACUAAUAAUGGCAGACAUUGCCUUGCACCUCUCUUCGAGCUUCGAUGACGACGACUUGGACGAGACGCCGACUUCGCCCACCUGUGAACAGCCCCACUCGCUACCUGUCCAGCUUCGGCGGACUCCCCCGAGACCCACUAGGCUGCAAUGGCAGAGCAAGCAGGGCUGCGGUGACAGUCCGGACGUGACCACGACAGCGCUACUCAAGCAGAAGUUGGAACGGCGGCACAGCAUCACCGUGUGCGAGUCUCCUUCGCGGCCGUCGCAUGCCGCACUUUCCCGGGAUGGCCACAGCAGCAUCCGUGGCAGCCGACGUCCGGACAGGCUUUCCUUCGGUCCCCGUCCAGACUCAGGAAAAGAGAACUGGUCCAUGGCGCAAUGGGAGAAGUCGAUGGAGUGCCUGUCGCUGACGUUGGAGGAGGUGGUGCACAUCCGGAACGUCCUUACCAAAGCUGAGCUGGAGUCACUCCUGAUGAAUCGGCCACUCUACGAGGAUGUGGAGAAAAGAAAAGUUUGCUUUACCUGUAAGAAGACCAAGUUCUCCUUUUUUCGGCCUUGGGGCGUGAAGUGUAAGCUUUGCGAGCGCACAAUAUGCGACAAGUGUUCGACAAAGAUGCACAUUCCCACUGAUCGGUUUGAUCGGAUUCCCGUGUACAUGCUGUGCCCCACGGCAUCCGAAGAAGAGUCGCCCACUCACUCGCCGUUGCCGGCAGCCUUCCAGUUUGCCAGCGGUUCGGCUCCGUCGUCGCCCACGCUGAGCAGGCCCCCCGGUGCGACGUUCAACGCGCGACUCAACGUGACCGUGUACCCUCCGCCACCAGUGGCCAAGCUUCGGCACCGCGCCUCCGUGUGCAGUCCCCCCGGGGGCGGACGACGGCGCCCGCCGCUUCUGCGCUCGCGGACCUUCCAGCACAAGGCGAGCUCUCCCCAGGAGGAGCAGCUGCGCGGCCCGCUCAUGACUGUCUGCCGAGACUGCAAGGGAAUGAUCCGCCACAUCAUCCUGGCUAGCAGGACCGACAUGGCCAAGUCACGCAAGGGGGCCGCGUCCGCGUGCAAGCCUGCCUUGUGUCUGUCGCCCGUGGUCCAGUCGCCGUCCGCAAGCCCCGAGCCGCACCCGCAGCUCGCGGCGUCCGGCAAGGCACCCUUCUUUGUCAAGUGCAAGUGAGCAGUCAGCUCCCCCGACCACCCCCAGGUCCUCGCCGCCGCCUUACUCCUCCUGCUGUGGCGUCAAGACCGAUCACCCUGGCUCUGGUCCCACGGUCGGAGUGCUCGUCUUUUGCCGUUUGUGCGGCGGGGACGUCGGGUGCGCCUAGAAGUUUAGCGGGGAGGUCCUACCGUCGAUUAACUUGCCCCUCACAGCUGGUCAUUGUCGAUAAGCAAAAACCGACGAGGCGAGUGAGACUUCUGUCGAUACGCAUUAAUCGUUAGGUGAUGUCUGGCGCUCACGGAAUUCCGCCUCGGUUCUGCACCAAGUUAACACGCUUAAAGGGGUACUCUGGCGUUUUCUUCAUAGUACGCAAUUUGUCUGAAAAUUUUCUAAGCGAACAAACAACGCUGAAAUGGUAAUCCAAACAUUAGGACAUAAUAUUUUUUUUUUGUCUUGUUUGCGAAGUUAUUGAGUUUACAAUUUUGGUCAUCGCCUUGUUUUUUCAAAGUGAAAGUCUACUGCCAACUAUGAAAAAGUGACUCUAGCGGCGGACAGGGGUUCACCCUUUGCACUGUACUUCGUUUCAGCUUAAGUCCAAACGCAGCCGACGCUAUGAGCUGAUGGUACCAAUCAGACAGCGUCAAAAGCGCACCAUCAUGGUGUUCUGUCAUCGCUGAACCAAACAUAAACGGAAAAGGCCUAUAGUCCGUUGCAACUCGAGAAGGUAAGCCGAGAGAAAGGAAGACCGGGAGGAGGAAGCAGACUGAACGCUGGAAUGAGGAGGAGGUUUGCCCCUCUCCUCUCCAGUGUUCCGUUUGCUUCCUCCUCCCCGGCCUUUCUUUCCCUCGCCCUACAUUCUUGAGUUGCAACAGACUAUGGCGACUUGCGCUUUUGACACGGCCUCAUUGGUCCCAUUACCUCGUAGCGUCGGCUGCUUCUGGGCUUAAGCAGAAGCGAAGUGUAGAAUUUGUUCCCAACUGAUUGCAGGUAGUUUCAUGGUCUGAAAUGAAUCUGUCGGAAGCUCGCUUUCGAUUUCACAAUAACUUCUCAAUUUCGCGAUACUAAAUAGCAUACCUGAAAUGGUAUGCUAUUUAGUAUCCGGAGCCAGGGAUUCAGAGAUUAGAGUUAGUUGGUGUAGCUGAAAACAAUGGCCGGAGUACCCCUUUAAGACAUGACUCGUCUGUCUCAGGAAUGCAACGAGUGAGUCUUUAGCAGUCUUUUGUGUGCUUAUGAGAGCGUGUGAUGAGAACAUGAACAAUUGCCAAAUGGAACUAGUGUACAAACUCCCUUCGACAUGAGCCCGCCUAGUUGGUGCAGUGUGACAUCUGCCUUUCCUAACUGUACAUAACGGCUUCUGGGCGGACAGGUCGCAGCAAUAUCAGACGCACCUCGCGUAUAUCAGACCGGCACGUCACUAUUUUAGUCUUCUUGUACAGCGGAUCGCACUGCACCGCACGCGUCCGCCUUCCUCCGACCUCGAGUGUGAGAUGCUAAUCGUGCGCCGUGUCUAUCGGCUUUUAGUUGGGUCCAGCACCUUACUCUUACUGUAAAUAGCCACCUUGCACUGUGUCAGCUAGCCUUGCACGGGCAGUGGCGUUGCCAGUUUUUAUGCGAUGGCACAUUCCACGAAAGAGCUGGUCUUUUUUCUGCUGCUCCUUGGUUGUGACAAAUGCCGGUUUCCUGGGUACUUGAAUGUCGGCCAAUAAAGAGCACUUUCAAGAUUUCUUUGAACUGCAUUUGAAUCUCGAUGAAAUUGCUAUCGUAUCGGAAGGGUAGUGUGCAAAUGUUUUAUUGUUUAAUGUGUUACGUUCGUGCCUUACCUGAGUGCACUUUUAACCCGCUAAAUUUAGUGCAACUUGUAUCGCGGUGAUCAUUUUUUUGUUUUGUAUGUGUGCGUCUUUUGUGGAUCCCACUCGAUGAGAACUAGAUAUAUUUAUUUACACGUAUAUAGCGUGCAGGACAUAGUGUUUUCCGAAUUGUAAAUAUUUGUAUUUAAUGUGGCUUACUUUACUGAGAUGUGUUUGCCACAUGUGCGGUAAUAAAAAUUCCGUGAAACUGUACAGCUA
This is a messenger RNA of Ixodes scapularis (black-legged tick), 4515 nucleotides long. RefSeq names its product protein spire homolog 1 (gene spir). Gene Ontology annotation, molecular function: actin binding. Gene Ontology annotation, cellular component: cell cortex; cytoplasmic vesicle membrane. The record is from RefSeq and is a predicted model, not a curated record. The transcript has 14 exons. The coding region runs from base 41 to 2467 and encodes 808 amino acids. Gene Ontology annotation, biological process: cleavage furrow formation; Golgi vesicle transport; actin filament network formation. Lineage: Eukaryota; Metazoa; Arthropoda; Arachnida; Ixodida; Ixodidae.